Dromiciops gliroides (monito del monte) is the source of this 1647-nucleotide messenger RNA. It is a transcript of the gene SLC25A39, whose product is annotated as solute carrier family 25 member 39. Bases 174 to 1232 code for a protein of 352 amino acids. Gene Ontology annotation, biological process: mitochondrial transmembrane transport. The transcript has 12 exons. Lineage: Eukaryota; Metazoa; Chordata; Mammalia; Microbiotheria; Microbiotheriidae. The record is from RefSeq and is a predicted model, not a curated record.
AUGCCAGAAGCUGGGAGGAGCCAGGACCCAGGCUCCUCUUUGGAAAGCGGCGGGCGGCGGGCGAUGGGCCCGAGGCCGGGGAAGGGCCAGGAUGGUCUCUGGAGGACCCUCGCCGCCCCCGGGACCCGGCGCUUCCCUACCGUCCACUCACGUGUGAAGCAAGAGGUAGUGUAAUGGCAGAGAAGGCACCUGGGGGCAUUAGCCCCCUGCAGCAGAUGGUGGCAUCAGGCACAGGGGCCCUUGUUACCUCCAUUUUCAUGACCCCGCUGGAUGUGGUAAAGGUCCGACUACAGUCCCAGCGCCCUUUUCCCACCAGUGGGUUGGCAAAGUCCAAGAGAUCCUGGAGCAUCCCCUAUACUAAAUGGAAGUGUAUGCUAUACUGCAACGGCAUUCUCGAGCCCCUCUAUCUGUGUCAGAAUGGUUCUCGCUGUUCCGUCUGGUACCAGCAUCCCACCUACUUCACAGGCACCCUGGACGCCUUUGUGAAGAUUACUCGGCACGAGGGUGCCAGGACCCUGUGGAGUGGCCUCCCUGCAACUCUAGUGAUGACAGUGCCUGCCACCGCCAUUUACUUUACCACCUAUGACCAGCUCAAGGCCUUCUUAUGCAGCCGAGCUGUGACUUCUGACCUCUAUGCACCCAUGGUGGCAGGAGCUCUGGCUCGACUGGGCACCGUGACUGUGAUCAGUCCCCUGGAGCUGGUGAGAACUAAGCUUCAGACUCAGCAUCUGUCCUACCGUGAACUUGGGGCCUGUGUCAGGGCAGCCGUGUCCCAGGGCGGCUGGCGCUCUCUCUGGCUUGGCUGGGGUGCCACCGUGUUGAGGGACGUGCCUUUUUCAGCCCUGUACUGGUUUAACUAUGAGUUGGUGAAGUCGUGGCUCUGUCAGAUGGCAGCCAAGGACCGGACCUCUGUCAGUAUCAGCUUUGUGUCUGGAGCCUUCUCAGGAACAGUGGCUGCCGUGCUCACACUGCCUUUUGAUGUGGUCAAAACUCAGCGUCAGAUGGAGUUGGGAAGCCUGGGAGCCUUGAGAGUAACAUCCCCACGGUCCCCAUCCACCUGGCUGCUGCUCCGACAAAUCCAAGCUGAGUCUGGGGCCAGAGGACUCUUUGCAGGCUUCCUCCCACGGAUCAUCAAAGCAGCCCCUUCCUGUGCCAUCAUGAUCAGCACUUACGAAUUGAGCAAAAACUUUUUCCAGAGACUGAACCUGGAAAAAUGCCCUCGGGGACCCUGAGGGAAGAGAGAGAGAGAGAGAGAAAGAGAGAGAGAUGGAAGAUACCAAGCUGCAGGUCUCCUUAGGAGACCAGCUGUGGCCUCAGCAGGAAGGGGGGACCUACACAGACUUUCUUUAUCAUGGGGGCUAGGGGGCAGAGGAGGGAUGAGAUGCCCACUCCACCCUCCUUCCUACCUGACAAUACUAGGGCACCAUGCAGGGAACAAAACUCCCCUCUUCCUCCAUGCUUCUGUUUUCUCCCCACUCUCCUACAGACCAAAUGCCCCCAGCUCUUGGUUCACCUCCUCUCCUUAUUUAGAAACAGAAUUUGCUCUUGUCCCUUUGUUUUUUCCUCGGUACAUCUAUCCCUGGUCCUGCUUUGUCUUAAUCUCCCUCUCGUUGAAUCCAUUAGAUCCAAAGAUGAUGCUUUGCUGUA